Brassicogethes aeneus is the source of this 1383-nucleotide messenger RNA. NCBI's taxonomy places the organism in Eukaryota, Metazoa, Arthropoda, Insecta, Coleoptera, Nitidulidae. The record is from the annotation of a GenBank genome assembly.
AUGUUUACCGCCCAAGGGAGGGAUACCCUAGGGCCGGUCGAUAAGGGGAUUGCUGGUCCCCCUCGACCGUCAGCCAGCGAAAGCAUGAUACCCCUGGCAGGGAACCAGGCCGGGAUAUCAUUACUUGCGUCUGGAACAAAAAAUCAGCCCGGGAGUCAGGCAGUGAAUACUGGGAAACCCACAGGGAGCCGAAGAAACUCGUUGGACAGCCUGGAUCUAAUAUGGGACGAGGAGACUCAGACAUCGGCAGAGAUACCUAGCUUCUCUAAGAUUUUUGGAGCCAUAGCUAGGAGUCAUUCUUUCAGUGGCUCUAAGAAAAGGAAAGUCCUGGAUACGUCUAUGAGAGACAAUGAGGGAGGAUUAUACAAAAAAAAGGAGCCCUCUGUAGCUUCUGUCCUUAAGGAGGCACUGGAGGAAAUAACUAGGCUGGCAAAGGUGUUGGAAAACAACAUAGAGCAAAACACCAAGACGGCGAUUAAGGGGUUAGCAAAAGGGAUGAAAGUACAGGUGGAGAUUAUAAACAGGCUAUCAGUGAAGGAGUGGAUUGAAAAAAACAGCUAUGAGGAGGUGCCAAAGAUGCUGUAUAAUGGGGAGACGCAGACGGAGGACGGUAUCUACGAGGCUGCAACACAGACAGCGGAUCAGGGAACCCAGACGGAGGAGCCCCCAAAUGAGGUAGAGGGACUGCCAGAAGGAAGGCGGCUAGUGGUACAGUGCGUGCCUCUUAAGCACAAAAUUCCGGAGGGGACAGCCAGAGGGGUCUGGACAACGGUGGAGGCCUUCUCAAGGGACUACCCUGGCGGCGAGAUACCGAAGCGUUGGAACCUCCAGGUCUUCGAAAGCAUGCCAUCUACUUGUGGAACCUUACACAGAGGAACUUCAGAAAAGCAGUUUAUCUCUUCCACCCUUUUAAAACCAUUUUCUAAAGCCGUUUCAAAUCCUGUAAAAAGACGAGAGGGAAAGAAGAAAAAUACUGAAAUAUUAACCAGCUCGAAAAAACAAUGUAAAAAACAACUAACUGUAAAGAAAAAAGCCAUACAUGAUACAAAAAUGGAGGCAAAAAGCCAGAUUCUAGCAAUUAGUGGACCAGAACAAAAAUCAGAGAUCCACAUGCAGUUUUUCACAAGUGCCACUGAAUGCUUUAUUGUUGGAUUGUUCACAUAUAGGAAACUAGAGAUUUGUUUGGACCUUCUCCUCAACUUUCCCAGUUUCUUGGAAGACCGGAGUGGAAGAAAUAGACAUAUCAACGGUUCAACCUCUUUGGGCGGAACUCAAAAAUGGACGUGCAAAAUGUUUUGGAUACCGCUUUGGCGGCAGGCGCAGCCCAACUUGGCGCCCCCGAAGCUGCAAAGAUUUACCGAGAGUAGCUCAAAAGUGCAAUGA